Messenger RNA from Desarmillaria tabescens, 2805 nucleotides. RefSeq lists its product as uncharacterized. The record is from RefSeq and is a predicted model, not a curated record. The transcript is spliced from 13 exons. NCBI's taxonomy places the organism in Eukaryota, Fungi, Basidiomycota, Agaricomycetes, Agaricales, Physalacriaceae. The coding region runs from base 117 to 2612 and encodes 831 amino acids.
AUUUCCCAACUUGAUCUCCCUCACUCUACUUACUCUUUUACGUUUUUCCCUUUUCCACUUGGAUUCAUUCCGCGAACCUUUUACAUAUUAUCGAAAAUCGGUAAUGCGCUGUGCCAAUGCCUGACUCAUCUCUAUCCCGACCUCUUACGCCGGAAUCACCAUUGGCGAGCAGCCUCAACCAUGCAACAAGUACCAUCGAUGACUUGACCGUUGCUCUCGCCAACUUCUCUCGUGUUCCAUCCCCGGAGCCUUCUUUGAUGUCGUGCUGUUGCGGACGCGACGAUUGCGAGAAUGCGAAUGCUUGGUUCUCGAUGAAGUCGAAGUUGGAAAGUCGCCUGAUACUCAGUGCAGAGGUUGGUCAGGCGUUACUUCAGCGACACGAAGCGUAUGUCCGUCGGCAAGGGGCUCGCGACGCCGACGAGCGAUGCCUCCAGGGAAGCGAAACAGAGGAGUGGGAGACGAAACUUAGAGUGCUUGCGAAAGAAAAAGAUGCUUUGGAAAAGCGUCUCACUCGAGCUCUUGUGAACACUGAAGUGACUGAGUUGUCGAACAAGACGCUUCUCCAGGAGCUGCAGGAGGCCAAGACCACUAUUUCUCGACUUACGGCGAAUCAUGCUCGCUCUGUGGGGUGGGAGACGCGGUUAUCCUCGGUCAUAAAGGAGAAGGACGACCUGCAACAAGAACGCGAAUUCGAAUCACAACGAGCUAGGCUGGCCGAAUCUCGUUUUGCCGCUCUCAAGGAGAAGACUUUGAAGCUACAAGCUGACGUCCGCCGGUUGCAAGAUGGCCUACAGGAGAAGAGAUUAAAUCGUUUAGAGUCGUCAGAAUUCAUUCUACAAGAAGCUCGCUCUCAGCUUGAAGUACUGCAACGAGCGUUCAGUCACCCAAGCAUCUCAGACCAACAUGAGUUCACCAAAGUUCUCGAGUCGCUUGUAGAUGAUAAUGAGUCCUUGAAGCGAGACAACGCGGAGCUCCAGCAUUUCCUCUCCGAGUCCCGUGAGGAGAUUCACGCGUUGCAAGAGGAAGUCGAGGAGUAUCCCGGAACGCCUCGGGCACCUACCUUUAGACACCAUUUCCACUCCGGGAGUAUGCCAUCAUCCAUACUCAGAGAACAAAUGCUAAAUCAGGAUCCUUUGACCCCCGAAUCUCAUAUGCGGCCUUUGUCGCCUGCCACCGACUCUACGACAGCUGGCUCUGAGAGAUGGUCGUCGCUCAGCCAGUCCGCAAGCGCGAUCGAAAUCAUGAACGAUAGCGAGCUUGAACCAUCUUCUCCUGAGAGGAGAAAGGUUCACAAGCCUCUUCUACUUCUCAGCCGAUCUCGCGGAGUUCAAACAGAUCCGUGGCCAAUAGCGGGGCUCUUAGCAGCAUCGUCAUUGGUAUCCCAAGGCAGCUCUUCAUCUCCACUGGAUCCUCGUUCUGAGUCAUCCUCGUUCUCCGAAUCAUCUUCCAAUAUCGGGCAGUUGAUCGAACGUGCCUCAAUACUUCUAAACCGGAUAACUCAAGCCGAUGCCUUAACUUUAACAAACCGGUUGAAACGGCAAAAUCUUCGCGGUGCUGAUGUUCGCCAUCUUUCACGCAGCACUGUCAAAAACAUCUGCUCGCGCAAAGAUCUUAGAUCUCUUUUCAAGUUACUCAGAGAUAUCUUUGUCGAAAUGGGAGAAAUGCGCGUGACGCUGAAUGAAGUCGUUCUUGAUCCUUCUAUAGCCCCGAAAGUCAGUGAAUUGGCUCUAAAUCCAUCUAAGGCAGAGGCAGAGGCAGAGAAAGAAAGAGGAAAGGACGGCAGUGGCGGUGGAGGAUGGAUGGCACCUAUCUCCAAGCUUUUUGGUUCACCUAGUAAUCGUCCUGAGAAUGGUAUAAUCGCCUCACCGUUUGGUCGGUCGAAUAGCGGAAAGGUUCCAUCCCGGCCCCCACGAUUCGUGCCCAAGCUUGGCCCUGUCUUGUCAGCUUCUGCUACCACUAUCAACGUGGAGUUUUCGGGAGCAGGACUGGGAGGGGCUGCAGGCCAAGGGGUGAUGGAUAUAUUUGCAGGUGCACCUCGACCACGCCGGGUGCAAUCUACGUUACGACCGGCUGCUUCUCCUUCUCCUCUGCGUACAAGUACAUCUAACCGACUUUCACGCAAUGUAGAUGCAGAUGAUUCCGAGGAACCCGACUUCCUUGGGCCACUCGUUGAUCACAGCCUGCGCCGUCGGGGGUUAUCUGAUUCAUCUAUCCAUUCAACGUUUAUUGCUGAGGAGAAACAUUCACCAGCAGUACCGGAUGACUAUCCGCAAGAGUCAGGCUGGCCCGACAGAAACUCUGUGCUUCAAUCACUCAGUAAGAAGGUGCAGAAUUUCAGGAUGGCAACAGCACCUUCUACUUCUUCGACAAGUAUUUCCUCGGUGCCAUCUGCCACGGGCAACAGCAUCAAGCGAGAUACGAACUCCAAAGGGAAGACACCUUCCCAGGGCUUUGGGGACCUGAUUCCCAGACUUUCUACGUGGGCGUCUGGCGGUCUUGAUCCUGUAAUUACGACCUCUCAGCCCUAUCUGGUUGGCAGUCCGAGGGACGAAUCGUCUCUCAUGGAACGGCCGCGUAGAGAGGAGCGGACAUUUGGUCGUCGACUUUAUUAGAGAACGCACCAAAACUAUACCCUAUAGGUGCAUCAUGUAUUCUAUCACGGAUCCGCGUGGUUGGAGUCUUGGAUAUCUGGAUAGUUGUUGUAUAAUAUCUCUUUUCUAUUGUAAUUGAUCGGGAUUUCUAGAGCCAUUGAUCAUGCGUCACCGACUUGCUUUUAAGCGCAUAUUUCAAUUUGUUAUUACAAGG